AUGAAGAUCUUAUUGAUAAAUUACUUAUCAUUUAUCACAGUUAUAAGUAGAGUAACUAUCGCAUACAACUGUAAAAUAAUAGAUGGAGUUUGUAACCUUAGACGCACACUAAUUAAUCUCAAAAGAAGUGAAAAUAAAACUUUAAUGCCUUAUAAGAAGUAUAAUUUAUCUUUUAUCGGAUUAAAUAACAAUUUUCGAAACAAUGUAUUAGUAAAAAAAUAUAUUUGUAAUGGAUUGUAUUCUCUUGAACAGGCACAAGAACCUUCUCAAAUUGGUUCCACCAGUGAAAUAUCUAAAGAGGAAUAUGAUAUAUUUCCAGAUAUAACUCCUAUUGAAAAUACCGGUGAGACUUUAGUAUUUUCAGAUUUUUCCGACCUUUAUAAGGAUCUGACCAUUCCUGUCAAGUCUGAUCAAUCUCCUGAUAAAACCGAGACGACUUCAGAAGGUUUUGAUAAGUUCACAGAUGAUGAAUUAGAAAGGGAAUUUAUACUUGAGGAAAGUGUUUAUUCUCUUUCUAAGAGACUUUUUGUAAAGAAACUAUUUAAAAAAUUGCCACAAAUUGUAGAUACUAAGCCAUUCUUGGUAAGGUCAAAAGCAUACGUAAAGGGUAAGGUUGGAUCCAAAUGCGACCUGAGUAUGUUUGAUUCUAACAAGGUGAAAACUGCUGAUAUUAAAGAAAAGCCAUUUGAAGAUAUUAAAAGUAUUCUCCCGGGAGUCUUUACUGGUCUUCAUACACUGAAGCACACUAAGAAGAGAAUUAUCCGUGAGCUGAAAGUAAAGCUUGAUUUAUAUGUUAAGGCAAUUACAUCUCAACUUAAAAACAUUACUAAUUUUUAUGGUCAAUUGCUCAAAUAUAUUCAUCCAUUUCAGUACACCAUGUUGAAGACAUGUUUGCAUGAGCUAUAUUCAACUGGUAAAUCGAAAAUAUCUUUUGAUAAACUUAUGGACGAACUCGAACUUGCAAAAAAACAGAUAAUUUUUAGAGGAAGUGACAUAAACAAACAAAUUGGUAAUAUAAAGAAAUGUAGGCAUGCCUUUAAUUUCGUUAAGGAAAAUAUAUUCGAAUUGGACUCACUUUAUUCAAGUUUUCAAAAUCUUUAUGACCAUUAUAAACAAUAUUCUACUGUUUUAACAGGUUUACCUCUUGUGGAUAUUGAAAAACCUAUAAUUUCGAUCAUUGGUCACGUUAACGUCGGGAAAACAACUUUAUUCAACAAAUUAUCUAGAGGUUUAAUAUUAACUGAUUUAAAGGAUCAUGUUGAGAUUAUUUCAGACUCUCUUGGAUUACGUUGGUCUAAUCUUAAAAAUAAUUUCAAAAAAUUAAAUAAAGAGGGAAAGGUUGCCGACUAUAAAUUCACUACUAGGGGGAUAAAUUUGUCUAUUUUAACAUACAAAGUAAAUAAUUUCAUAUAUGAAGGUCAGGUCAUAGAUACUCCAGGAUUAUUGUGGCGCCAAGGUCAUACAAAUUAUAAUCCUUACGAAAAACUAACUGUAAGUUCAUAUUUAAAUUAUUACUUUUUAGUAUUCUGCCUUGAAAGAUUUACCUUCCGGAGUUAUAUUUUGUUUUGA
Theileria annulata is the source of this 1569-nucleotide messenger RNA. RefSeq lists its product as uncharacterized. The record is from RefSeq and is a predicted model, not a curated record. Gene Ontology annotation, cellular component: nucleolus. Gene Ontology annotation, molecular function: GTPase activity; RNA binding. Gene Ontology annotation, biological process: ribosomal large subunit biogenesis. The coding region runs from base 1 to 1569 and encodes 522 amino acids. The transcript has a single exon. NCBI's taxonomy places the organism in Eukaryota, Apicomplexa, Aconoidasida, Piroplasmida, Theileriidae.